Molecule: messenger RNA, 3792 nt
Organism: Cotesia glomerata
Lineage: Eukaryota; Metazoa; Arthropoda; Insecta; Hymenoptera; Braconidae
Exons: 1
Coding region: 1-3792 (1263 amino acids)
Biological process (GO): DNA integration
Molecular function (GO): nucleic acid binding
Source: RefSeq, a predicted model, not a curated record
AUGAGCGCACUCAUCCAGUUGCGUGAUUCAACGGGUGGAUUCAUACAAGCUCGCGCUUUACUUGACACCUGUGCAACAGCUAAUUUCAUUACUGAAAAUUUGUCUAGCAAAUUAAAAUUGCCAAUGCAAAACUGUUCUAUUCCGAUCGGGGCUGUUAAUGGAAUGCAAACCUUUUCAAAACAUGUCGUUCAAAUAAGUUGUAAAUCUUUAAAUAAUAAAUUUCAAAGAUCAUUAUCAUUUUUAACUGUUAACGAAAUUGCAGAGCUGAGUCCAAAUGAAAUCUUUCCACGUAAUAAAAUAGACAUACCUAAAAAGAUAAUACUUGCUGAUCCGGAAUUUCAUAUACCAAGACCCGUAGAUGUCCUUAUCGGUUCAGGUACCACACUUUCUCUUCUAUCUGUCGGACAGAUUAACUGCUCACAAAAUGAUUGUGAUUUAAUAUUACAAAAACAGCAACUAGGAUGGGUUGUAGCGGGAGGAGUCAUUGACGACAAAAAUAUACUUUCUGUAACUUGUCAACUAACUGAUCUGUCGAGUCAAUUAACAAAAUUCUGGACUAUUGAAGACAUAAGUUCUAGUGAUUCUCGAUCUAUUGAGGAUUCUACAUGUGAGACUUAUUAUCAAAACACUACUAUUCGCGAUACAGACGGUCGAUAUAUAGUAAAACUACCCUUUCGCGCAGACGAUGUCGAGUUCGGGAAUUCCAAACAAAAGGCUCUAAAUAGAUUUCUGUCUUUACAGAAGAGAUUAAAUUCAGACUCAUCAUUAAAAUCCGAAUACAAUAAAGUCAUGAAUGAAUACAUCAAUCUUGGCCACAUGGUACACGUACCGGAUGAUAGUGGACCAGGGUAUUACAUGCCCCAUCAUCCGAUAAUAAAAACAUCCAGCACUACCACUAAGGUACGCGUUGUAUUUGAUGCUUCAGCUAAAACCGAUAAAGGUAUCUCCUUGAAUGAAGUCUUACUAACAGGGCCUACUAUACAAGAUAAUCUUUUCACCAUUCUCUUACGUUUUCGCACUUUUGUCUAUGCUAUGACUUCUGAUAUCGCUCAAAUGUAUCGACAAAUUUGCAUACAUCCGGAUCAUCAUAAAUUUCAACGAAUCCUUUAUUAUCAUAAUGACAAAAUUAGUACCUUUGAACUUAAACGAGUUACAUUUGGGGUUUCUGCAGCUCCAUUUCUAGCUAUACGCACGGUAAAUCAACUUGCUGAUGACGAAUCUCAUAAUUUUCCUGUAGCUUCAAAAAUAUUAAAACGAGAUCUUUAUGUCGACAACUUAUUAACCGGAUCCAAUUCUUUGACCGAAAUUUUAAAAUUGCGUGACGAAAUCAUUCAACUAGUGCGAAAGGGUGGAUUUGAACUCAGACAAUGGGCUUCGAAUCACCGACACGCACUGGAUAAUUUCGAUCAAAGAACCUUAGAUUUAGAUUGUGCUAUUAAUGAUGAUCCUAUCUCUAAAACUUUGGGCAUAGCAUGGAAUUCUCUAACUGACGAAUUUAUCUAUACAGUCAAAUCAAACGAUUCAUCACGAAAAAUAACUAAACGAACCAUUUUAUCUGACAUUGCAAAAAUUUUCGAUCCUAUCGGAAUUCUCGGUCCUAUUGUAUUAGCGGCAAAAACCAUCAUUCAAGAAUGUUGGAAAUUAAAGGUCCAUUGGGAUGAAACGGUCCCACAAGAAUUGCAUUUGCGCUGGUGUAAAUUUGCUGAACAAUUACCCCUAAUCAAAGACUUUUCGGUUGAACGAAAUAUUUUAAUUCCUGAUCCGACUGACAUACAACUGCAUGGAUUUUGUGAUGCUAGUAGAGUAGGCUAUGGUGCUUGCAUUUAUAUAAGAUCAGUGAAUAAACAUGGAGACGUGAUCGUGAAAUUAGUUUGUUCCAAAUCUCGAGUUGCUCCCAUUAAAGAUGUUACAAUUCCAAAAUUAGAAUUAUGUGGAGCAUUAUUACUUGCUAAAUUAUAUAAGGAUACAAUUCCUUCAUUUAACUUUGACAUAUCUAAAGUCACAUUUUGGUCUGAUUCAACUAUUGUACUUCAAUGGCUCAAGCGAUCUCCCAACACUCUCAAGGUCUUUGAAGCGAAUCGCGUUACACAAAUUCAAACUCUUUGUAGUAAAGUCGAAUGGCGACAUGUCAGAACCAAGGAUAACCCGGCAGAUUGCUUAUCUAGAGGUCAACUUCCUUCUGAAUUUCUAAAUAACAAAAUGUGGUUGAUAGGUCCUACGUGGCUAUCACAGGAUCCUCUCAAUUGGCCUAACUUAAAGCCAACAGUUCUUUCUGAACUUCCUGGUGUUCGAAAAAUUACUUGUUUACUAGCUUUCACUGACAAUUUAUUUAAACGGUUUUCAUCAUAUUCUAAACUUAUAAAUUCUUUUUCCUAUUGUUUGCGAAUGUUAAAAGAUAAUCCAUUCAAACACAAACCUUUAAACGUAGAAGAAAAAUUAUUAACUGAAAUUAAAAUCUUAACUCUGAUUCAAAACGAACAAUAUUAUGAUGAAAUCAAACAAAUUAAAGAAACCGGAGAGACUAAAAAUCUACGAUUACGAUGCCUUAAUCCAUUUAUUGAUUCAAACGGAUUAUUGAGAGUGGGAGGCCGUUUGAAACAUGCUCCUAUAUCCUUUUCGAAAAAACAUCCUAUUUUAUUACCUUCACGUCAUUAUGUUACGGAUCUAAUUAUUAGAGAAACUCAUGAAAGUUUGUAUCAUUCGGGUAUACAAAGUACACUUUCAAAUCUUAGACAUAAGUUUUGGCUGCUAGAUGGCAAAAAUCAAGUACGUAAAAUCAUUAGACAUUGCGUUAAAUGCAUUCGAUAUCAACCAAUUCUCUUACAAAGUAAAAUGGCCGAUUUGCCUAGUUCUAGAGUCUCGGAAUCUCCGCCAUUUUUGCACGUAGGAAUUGAUUAUUUUGGACCUCUCUUUAUCAAGGAACGUAAAUUUCGAAACAGAACUAAAGUCAAGGUCUAUGGAUGUGUUUUUGUUUGCAUGGCUACUAAGGCUGUACAUUUAGAAAUCGUAAGUGAUUUAACUACCGAGGGUUUCUUAGGAGCUUUCGGACGUUUUAUUGGUAGAAGAGGGGUUACAGCUCAUGUAUAUUCUGAUAAUGGUACCAAUUUUGUGGGUGCAAAUAAUCAAUUAAUAGAACUUUACCAACUAUUCAACUCUAAGUCCCAUCAGGACAUUGUUAACAACUAUGCCAUAAAGAGAAACAUUGUCUGGAAAUUCAAUCCACCUUUAUCUCCUCAUUUCGGGGGUAUCUGGGAGGCGGCAGUCAAGUCAUUUAAACACCAUUUUAAACGAGUAGUGAAAGAACAACUUUUAACAUUUGAAGAAUUAAAUUCUCUGGCUAUACAAAUUGAAUCUAUAUUAAAUUCUCGUCCUCUAUGUUCAUUGUCAAGUGAUCCUAAUGAUCCUAUUGCUUUAACUCCUGCACACAUUUUAAUAGGUCGUCCUCUCACUAUGCUACCUGAAAAUGAUUUUUCUGACGUUCCAGAUAAUAGACUAAGCUCAUGGCAAUUCACUGUCAAGGCGCGACAAGAUUUCUGGAAACGCUGGUAUUUGGAAUACCUUCAUGAGUUGCAGACCAGGCAAAAAUGGGACUCCAAUCGAGGGGAUAUUAAGGUCAAUCAAAUUGUCUUAUUGAUGGACAAAAACCAACCCUGUAUGCGGUGGCAGCUGGGAGUAGUGAUCGAGACUCAUCCAGGAGAGGAUAACAUAACACGAGUGGCUUCAAUUCGAACAGCUCAAGGCAUAUAUAAACGGAAUAUUACUCUGUUAUGUCCAUUACCAAUCAAUUCUUAA